AGUUUUAAAAGACUUUAAUCAAAAUAUGGCUCACAUUUUAAAGUCAUUUGCUGCAAAACAGGACAGGCGGAUUUCGAAAUCAAACAAAAACAACGUUUUCAGUCUGGCAUAUCACUGUGUUUUGCUAUUUAAUACUUCCGCAGAGUGGCGUACGAGAGUUUUCAUCACGACUGCAAGCUUGGCCAGUCUGCCUGCAGUUUUCCGGUCAGAAUUCGGCACGAUGGUGUUUCAUGCGUUGUAUAUUUUAAUUGCGCUCCUAAUUAGUGAAGUAUCCGCGUCGCAAAGUUGGAAUACUAGUGUAGAAACUAACGCGACAUGCUGCGAGGCACUGCGUGUUGAUUACAGACAGAAUUGGCUGUACAGUUAUCGCAAGUUGACUGGGUACUUGGAGAGUCUAAAGACUUGGAAUUGCGAGCAGUUUCAAAUUGAAUGCUCAAAGCGAUAUUUUAGUGUGGACGAAUUCUCGUCAUCGGUGUAUUUACACUUUUGUGAGCCCGAGCAAUUUGAGAACCAAACCAGCAAUUUAUCAGUGCCCACCAGUCCUUACAAUGCAACGGCCUUGCCAAGUCCAAUCCAGCAAAUCAUGCAGUAUGAAUCUAGCCAAAGUUUUGUGGAAAUCAACUCUUUUGGAGUCCCGUUCUGUGGGAUUGUAUGGUGCGGGUUUGACGUUGAAACGUAUCAAGUUUUAAAAGUUUCAAUCGGGUCAUGCUUGCCAACAAGUUGCCGCUCUGGAACCUACGUCAUUAUGGCCGUUUGUGGUAUACUAGCCGUUGUAAUUGUUUUGGCGAACGCUACAGUCAUUGUUGUUUUUUGCCGGAGCCGAAAACCCUGGAGCACCCAGACAGUAUAUAAACUGUCUAUGGCCAUCGCUGAUCUGCUGGUCGGACUCUUCGUCUUUCCAGCUUCGAUUGUGACAAUUUAUCUGAACAUUUUCGGCCAUAGAGCGUUGAUAUUAACUCCCAUAAACAGACAAACUAACUGUACCGGUACGGAUCCGACGCACACUUUGCCACUGCAUGAUUGA
Ciona intestinalis (vase tunicate) is the source of this 1024-nucleotide messenger RNA. Lineage: Eukaryota; Metazoa; Chordata; Ascidiacea; Phlebobranchia; Cionidae. The record is from RefSeq and is a predicted model, not a curated record.